CUUGCAACCGGCUCGGACCGAGUAUCAAUAUUUGUUCCACCACCCAGUAUGUGGAUGAGCCAAGAAACGAACGCCUUGGGUACAUAUACUGCAUACGAUGCCCCGGUGUACUUUUUCUCUUGACAGAAAGUCGCUCAAGGCUAGCACAAGAACAUGACUGAGAAGAUAUCACAAGUCGAGCGGGUGGUCCAAUCAGACAAAGUCUGGGCUAGUCUCAUCACGAGUAUGAAUUACCUGCCCGGCCUUCUGACUUUGCAUCAUUCCAUCCUGGCCUCAAACACAAUCUACCCGUUCAUCGCCCUUCACACAGACUCACUUCCCGAGGAGGGCUGCGCCGCAAUCGCUGCUCGAGGGAUACCCCUCCAGCGGGUCCCUCGACUAAGCCCCUCAAACACAAGAGACUACUCAAGCGAGCCGCGAUUCGAAGACACCUGGACGAAACUGACCGUCUUCUCUCUCACCGCGUACAGCCGAGUCAUCCUCCUCGACUGCGACAUGCUCGUACGCAAAAACAUGGACGAGCUGAUGAUGGUGCCACUGAACCCUCCCGCAACAAGCACCACCAUUACCACCGGCACAAAGGUCUUCGCCGCCGGUCACGCGUGCACCUGUAACCCUCUCAAGAAGCCUCAUUAUCCGACGAGUUGGGUCCCGGCCAACUGCCCGUUUACAUCCCAUCACGCCGACCCCGAUGCAGCCCGGACGAACGGCAAGGAUCUCACUCAGCAGCCGCUCGGUCUCCUGAAUAGCGGUCUUCUCGUCGUGGUUCCCUCCACAGGUCAUUACGAUGCGAUAGUAGACUGCGUUGAGAACGCACCUGCAGACUGGGUGUUUCCUGAUCAAGACCUCCUCGCAAAUCUAUUCCGGGGACGAUGGGUUGGGUUGCCAUACGUGUACAACGCGCUGAAGACGCUGAGGUGGAACGGCGUGCACGAUAACAUUUGGAGGGAUGAGGAAGUCAAGAACAUUCACUACAUCCUCAGCCCUAAACCAUGGGCUGAUCAUGAAGACGAUACAUCGGGUCAUGAUGAGUCUCAUCAGUGGUGGUGGGCAGCGGACGGGGACCGUAGGGCACGAGAGGAAGCUGACGGGACCGCUGACGGAUACUGAUAUUACGUGCAGCAAACUAUGUGGCAUCAUUGCGCAAGUCAUUGACCAAAGGUCAUCAAUUUAGCUUCGCAGUAAUAACGCCUCGACUGCCAGGCAGUGUCAAUAUUCUCGUCUCCAGCCUUUCACUGAGACUGAUCUCUUCAAGUCUUCCUAAUCAAGUGCAAGACCUAGGAAUACCGUAGAUCCAGGCUGGUAUCUUGAAAUUAUAUGUGAUUCGGUGCACCCCCUUUUGAUAGAACGGAUCAAUGUAGUUGACGUUAAGUAGCAUUCGCUGGGAUGCAUGUCGCGGAUGGUGUCGGGCGAUGGUUUUCCUAUGUUGGCAUACAGCGUCCAUCGCCUUUAUUGCAUUGGGAGUCCGCGGGGGUUUUGCCCGCCCUCGUCGUAUCUAUAUUAAUAGUCAAAAUACGAGCGGCCUAUGAUUCCGCACCGCAUGCACCCUCA
Molecule: messenger RNA, 1551 nt
Organism: Colletotrichum godetiae
Lineage: Eukaryota; Fungi; Ascomycota; Sordariomycetes; Glomerellales; Glomerellaceae
Product: nucleotide-diphospho-sugar transferase
Exons: 2
Coding region: 154-1110 (318 amino acids)
Molecular function (GO): glycosyltransferase activity
Source: RefSeq, a predicted model, not a curated record